UACCUUGAAUAAGAAAAGAAAGUGCGCACAGUACACUAUGAAUUUUACAAAUACACUAUGUCCUACACAAAGCUAUUCUUUUCUUUGCGUAACAAAUGUCCAUUUGCGCUUUUAACUCAUUGACAGUAGCACUUUCGAAUUUUAAACAACUUUUCAUGUUUGGUAUAUAUGAAUAUUGAAGAAAACGACAUUAAAUAUUGUUUUUUGUUUUUUGAGUAGUUGUUUUGAAAUUGUUGAACAUUAAAUAAGUAUAUACGAGUAAGAGUUUUGCGAUUAUCGUUACGCGAGUCUUUUUUUUACUUUUUCUCUAUGAAUAUGUAUUAUACAUAGUUCAUUUCAUCUAGCUUUAUUUAUAUAACCUUGAAAUGAAAAAAAUUCAAACAGAAUAUUAAAUUGAUUUUAUUCAAUAUUCCUUUUGUUUUCUAGAUCGUGCGCACGCUGUACACUUUGUCGAAAAUUUCAGAGUGCGCGAAAAAUUAUAAUGUAAAACAGAGUGCGGAUUGCUCACUCUACUGGAAAUUCUCAUUAGAAACACUGAUGAUGUUAUUGUUGUUCAUAAGGAUAUAUCUGCUUGAGUUUAAUCGAACAUCGAGCACGGAAUAUCAUUUAGUUAUUUUACCUAAUGGAGAAAAACUUCAAACAAACUAAUGUUUCGAUUUGUGGAUGCAAUCUAUUCCUUCCAGUUGGAGCUAAGGUACAUACACCAUUGUUUGAGGAACUUUAUAUCCAAUCGCAUAAUAGUCCUAUAAUGUUCGUUAGUUUCAUAGAAUUUGUUUAUGCUUCCAAUUAUCAAUUUCUUCAUUAAACAAGAUAAAUUUAUUUUCAAUAUUAGAAAAACGGUUUUUUUGAUUAAAAAAUUCAACGACAGAGGUCACUACAUCUAAAGCUAUAAAAUGAAUGUCUUGCCGUAUUUUUAUUCUGAUGACUACUGGGAAGAAUCCAUGUACUGACUUAAUAAAAAAAAUUUUCUAUUUUGUAAUAAGAAAAAGAAAUCUAAAUCUGUUUUAGAACGGCACGGGUAUCAACAAUGAACAAUAACGCCACAUUUCCAUCAGUUUCCUUCCAUCGAAAGACAUUCGGACAAAAUAUUCUAAUAAAUGAUAAUGCAUUUAAAGCCACUCGACAUACAUCAUUUGAUAAUGGUUAUUUCUAUUUCUAUUUCAAUUUAAUCAUUUUACUUUUGUUUUCAGAUAUUACAUUUACAAAUAAACGAAUUAAUAUAAAUGAACGUAUUUAUAUGAAAAUUAUUGAUAUUGAUCAAACUGGUCAAUGGUUAGGUUUUACUCAAUUUGAUCGAGAUUCUAUUCAACGUCAUCAGUUAUGUAAAUCCGUAUUAGCAAAUCUUUGUCAAAAGACCGGAAUAUCUUAUGUCGACGACAUUGGUGAUCAACUUAGAUCAAUGGCAUCAACAAUUGAUGAAUACAAAGCUAUUGGUUUAUCAUUAAUAAAUGUUGCUCAACGAUAUAUUGAUACUGAUCUUAUUCAAAAUGAGAUCAAUUCUAUUGAUAAUACGUGGUCUGAAUAUGUUGAAUAUAUUUUUGAUACACUUGAUUAUAUUCAAUUACAUCAAGAAGAUUUACAUGAAUUUUAUCAAUUAGCUAAUAAUUUAUUAGUUUUACUUAAUGAAAAACAGAUACAAUUGGAAACAAUUAAAGAUGAUGAAUUGAAAAAUUUUCGUGAUGAAAUUGAAAAUCUUAAUGAACAAAUUGAAUUAUUAUAUCAGAAAGGUGAACUUUUAUUACAAAUUUCAGCUACUGAUUCAAAUGAUAAUCAAGUUGCACGUUUAUUAGAAACAAUUAAUCGAAAUUAUGAUAAUUUAACUAUCAAACUGAAAGUUACCUUGAAUAAAAUGAAUGACAUACAUCAAUCAACUACAACAACAGUAACGGCAACAACAGAUAAUAUUCCAUCAAUAUCAUCACAUCAAAUCAUCGAUGAAAUUCAUCAUCAUAUGAAUGAAAUAGAUUUAGCUAUGAAUGAAUUAUCGGAAUUAUUAGUUUCAGCAACAGAUGAUGCAAUAUCAGCUCAACCAAUUAAAUUAAGUGAACAAUUACUUGAUAGUGCUGUUGUUCACAAUGAAUUAGAUAAACGAAAAGAUGCUCUUGAACAAUUAUCUUCAAAUAUACAAACAUUUAAACAAAUGGUAACGAAUACAGAAGAUAUGGAUUCAGUCACAGUUCUGGAUGAAAAACUUGCUCUAUUAAAUCAACAUUUGUUAAUAAUGAAACAAACAAAUGAUUUACGUCAAGAAAAUCUUCUAUUAACUCAAGUAUGUGCUAAUAAAUUUUGGUCAGAAUAUAAUGAACUUUCAACUAUUCUUAAUAAUAUUGCUCAACAAUUAUCACAAAUUCGUCCACGUUCAACAUCACGUCAUUAUCUUGAAAAUGAACAAGAAAAAUAUAAUCAAUUAGUAAAAGAUUUUUCAAAUAAUGAAAUUAAAUAUCAAGAAAUUCUUCAAACAUAUAGUGUACAAUUAUUAACAUUAAUAUCAGAUAAUCAACAAGAAACAGAUGAUAUUCAUCGUUAUCUAUAUGAAUUAGAACAACAAUGGAAUCGUAUACAAACAGAUUUAAAUACAUGUCAACAAGAAUUAACACAAUCAUUGAUUAAAUCUGAUGAAUUAAAUGCUAAAUUAGAAAAUGUAUCAACAUGGUUUGAUGAUAAAUCAUCAUUUACAACAAAUAAUGAAUUAGAACAUAUUCGAACAUUUAAAGAACAUUUAGAUAAUAAAUAUAUUGAUAUUAUUAAUUUAAAACAAGAUUAUACUGAUAUUGAAGAACCAAAUGAAUAUGUUGUAGAAGAAAAACCAAAUCUUGUUGAAGAACAAUUCGUAGAAAUUGAUUCUAAAUGGUCUCACUUAAAAGAUAAAAUACAAGAGCAGAAAACUCUUAUUUAUGAAACUGCUCUUCGUCAGAAUCGUAUUGGUGAUGUUAUUGCUGAUAUAAAUCAAUCGUUAGAUGCUUGUACAAUAAAACUAUCUGUUUUAACUGAUAAUUCUUCUGAUAUUAAUCUUACUGAUAUAAAACAGAUUGAAAUCUUCAUUGCAAAAUUUCGUAUACUUUUAAAUGAUAUUGAAUUAAUAUCAUUUGAUAUUGAACAAUUAAGACAAAGUAAUUAUGAAGAUAAAAAUACUGUUUUAUUAAUAAAUAAUCGUUGGGAAGAAUUACUUAAACAAGCAAAUGAAAAAUAUAAUUUAUUAGAAAAUAAAUUACAUGAUAUGAAAUUUAAACAAAAAUUAUUUGAUCAAAUUUAUCAUGAACUUAAUUUAAUUGAUAAACAAGUUCAUGAAAGUACAAUACAUACAAAAUUUUCUUUAAUUAUCGAACGUUUAGAAUAUAUUGAAGAACAAAUCAAUAAACAAUUUAUUGAUGAUAAUAAUGAACAAAUCAAAGAUUUAAAAAAACAUUUAAUCGAUAUUAAACAACGAACAUUAACAAAGGGUCAAGAACUUCUUGAAUUAACACAUUUUAUUGAACUUUUUCAUGCAUCAUUAAAAACAUUCACUGAUUAUUUAACUGAAAGUGAACGUUAUUUAAAUACACAAAAACCAGUUCAACGUCGUUUUGCUUUAUUUCAAGCAUUAUUAAAACAAGUUGAUGAACAUAAAGCAUUUCAAAAUCAAUUAGAAAUAUAUAAACAACAUUUUAUUGAUUUAGAUAAAUUAGCAAUACAUUUAAAAUAUGUUUUACCUAAAAAUGAUUCUAUUUAUAUAAGAAAUUCUUUAACAUCAGUUCAAACACGAUGGCAAAAUAUUCUUACACGUACAAAUGAAAGAAUGAAAGAAUUAGAAAAAGCUGUUCAAGCAGCACAAAAAAUGAUUCGACCGGUCGUAGCAGAUAUUGAUAGAAUUAAAAGUGAAGUGAAUCGACAAACAUCUCUUUGUCAAUGUUCAAAAAAAUAUGACGUACAACAAAUAGCUGAAGGACGAUAUCGAUUUGGUGAAUCACAAAGUCUUCGUCUUGUUCGUAUACUUCGUUCAACAGUUAUGGUUCGUGUUGGUGGUGGUUGGACAGCACUUGAUGAAUUUCUUGUUCGACAUGAUCCAUGUCGAGCUAAAGGUCGUACUAAUUACGAAUUACAUCCAGAAAGUUAUGCUUUACGUGAUGGUGUUGCUCAAACCAUGACAUUUUUUAAACCAAGACUUGUUACUGUUCAUCAACCAACAUGUCUUUUUCAUCAACAACAACAAUCAACUGGCUCAUUAAAACAAUCAUCAGCUAUUACACCUAUUCCACCUGUAAAAGAUAAAUCUAGCCGAACACCAUCAACAACAUCUUUAACACAACAACAACAAAAUUCAUCAUCAAAUGGUGAUUUAUCCAUAUCAGGUGAAGAUCCUUCAGUAUCGCAACACAUUCAAAGUGAUUCAGAAACAAAACCAUCCUUAAUACCGAUACCAAUUCCAAUGUAUACACCUUCAGCAUCAACAUUAAGUCGAGCAUCAAGUCGUGAAAGUGUUCUUUCUGAACAUUCAUGUACAUCAACAUCUUCAACACAACAACGGCGACCAAGUAAACUUCCAUUGCCAAUAUCUCGAUAUAAAAAGGCAACGAAUGUAACGACACCGGUCAAAAAUUCCUAG
This is a messenger RNA of Rotaria sp. Silwood1, 4582 nucleotides long. NCBI's taxonomy places the organism in Eukaryota, Metazoa, Rotifera, Eurotatoria, Philodinida, Philodinidae. The record is from the annotation of a GenBank genome assembly.